GAUUAUUUAAAUCUGAUACUUUUUUAGAUGGAGAAUUCGAAGGUUUUUAAAGUAUGGAACUCUGAUCAUUCGGAAGGGCGAAUGUUAGCAGCUUGUAAAUUUCAAGAAUUAAAGAACAAAGUAAUCGCCAAAUUUGAAUUAGGUGAAGAAAAUACAUGUCGGCUGGUGUUGAGGGAUGGCUGUAUUAUUGAUGAUGAGGAUGUUUUUCAGGCAUUAGACAGCAAUGAAUUGUUUGUCUUAAAAGAGGGUGAAGUUUUACAAAUCCCCCAACUUGGCCAAUCAUCAUCUUCUCCAUCAGCAGGGCCAGAAGCAGGUAUGCCUUCAUCAAAGAGCGAGCAGUUGACUGAGCUUGUAAAGAGACUCCGCUCCAAGCAGACAAAU
Molecule: messenger RNA, 381 nt
Organism: Saccostrea cuccullata (small rock oyster)
Lineage: Eukaryota; Metazoa; Mollusca; Bivalvia; Ostreida; Ostreidae
Exons: 3
Biological process (GO): apoptotic process; regulation of apoptotic process
Source: RefSeq, a predicted model, not a curated record